AUGGAAAUGUGGAAGUAUACUCGAACAUGCUUUUACUAUAUGGAUGGGAAUCAAUGGAAGCUACUGACAAAUGAUAGAAUCCAAGAAGAAGGUGUGAACCUGCAGUGGGUGCUAUGUAAUUCAAAAAUUGAAACCAACGAGCACUUGUUCUUCAAAUGUAGAUUUACUAAGGAAGUGUGGGAUCGAAUCAAAGAAUGGUUGGGUCUUACCAAAACAAUGUCUACUUUAAAAGCUACUCUGAAGUGGCUCCAUAAGGAAGCAAAAGGUACUGGGAUUCAGGCAAUUGGGAAGAAGGUGUGCUUGGCAGUCACGAUCUACUUCAUAUGGCACUUCCGGAAUAGAUGGAAAUUUGAAGCGAAAAGGAUAUCCCCCUCAGAACUACUUGAAGUGAUCCAAAGUUCUGCUGUUAGUUUGGAUCUUCUUGUUGUUUUGUUAGGAAGGUCUUGUGGCCUAAAUUUCCCUUCAACCCAACCAAAGUUCCCAGCCAUCCUCGUUUUCGGAGACUCGUUGGUGGACACAGGCAACAACAACUUCAUUGACACAACCUUUAAGGCGAAUCACUUUCCAUAUGGCCAACUGUUCCCAGGUCACGUUGCCACAGGGAGGUUCACCGAUGGAAAAAUGGUUCCUGACAUGUUGGCUUCUUCACUUGGUAUCAAAGACACAGUCCCUCCCUUCCUUGAUCCAAACCUUUCAGAUGACGAUGUCAAGACUGGUGUCGACUUUGCAUCAGCAGGGUCUGGCUAUGAUGACCUCACAACGUCGCUGUCUGGUGUGAUUGCCGUGUCGAAGCAAGCAGAGUACUUAAAGGAUUACGUGGAGAGGCUCAAGAGGAUCGUGGGGGAGGGAGAGGCUACUAAGAUAUUGAACUGUGCUCUUGUUCUUAUAGUUGCAGGGUCAAAUGACUUUGCACUUAAUUACUUUCCUAUGCCUACUCGGAAGGCUCAAUUUACUCUUGAUGGAUACCAAGAUUUUCUUCAAGAAAACCUUCAAAACUUCGUAAAGAAUUUAUACAAUGUCGGCCUACGGAAAAUGGCGAUAGGAAGUCUUCCUCCAUUUGGAUGCUGGCCAGACGUGAAAGCUCUAAAACUUGUUCCGUUGGCUGUAAGUUGCUCGGAGAUUAUCAAUGUAGCUGCUAAAUCUUACAACGACAAGCUUAUGAAUAAGAUUCCUCAAUUACAAGCAUCGCUCCCUGGCUCCCAAAUUGUCUAUGCCGAUAUAUACGGGCCUUUGCUUGACAUGGGCAAUAAUCCCCAAAACUAUGGUUUUGUGGUAGCAGACAGAGGAUGUUGUGGGACUGGAUUUGUAGAGUUGGCAGAACUUUGCACCCCAAUCACACCCACAUGCUUGAAUUCUUCACAAUACAUGUUUUGGGAUAGUGCCCAUCCCACCCAAUCUGCCUACACCCACGUUGCCACCUCCCUUCUCACAAAUGUCUUGCCCACCUUUCACUAG
Messenger RNA from Malania oleifera, 1455 nucleotides. RefSeq names its product GDSL esterase/lipase At2g30220-like. Gene Ontology annotation, biological process: lipid metabolic process. The record is from RefSeq and is a predicted model, not a curated record. Gene Ontology annotation, molecular function: lipase activity. The coding region runs from base 1 to 1455 and encodes 484 amino acids. Lineage: Eukaryota; Viridiplantae; Streptophyta; Magnoliopsida; Santalales; Ximeniaceae. The transcript is spliced from 5 exons.